Molecule: messenger RNA, 2175 nt
Organism: Diaporthe amygdali
Lineage: Eukaryota; Fungi; Ascomycota; Sordariomycetes; Diaporthales; Diaporthaceae
Exons: 8
Coding region: 1-2175 (724 amino acids)
Source: RefSeq, a predicted model, not a curated record
AUGAAUGACGAGCGUGAGCGCCAGCAACACGACUUGGAGCGCGCCACCCUGCUGCUCGAGAUCAUGUCGCGAGAUGAAAUGUUUGAGAUGCUCCAUGACAUCCUUUUCAAUGAGCGGACGAGACGCGCGACGCGCGCAAGCUACUGGCAGAGCUUGGCAAGGCAUGAAUUACACAACUAUCUGUCGCGUGAGGCUCUGAGCAAUGUGCUGCUCUGCUUCAUUGUGAAAAUUUCCGUCUCCCAGGCUCAAAAGGUCGGUUUCCAACAUAUCGGACUGCUAAUUGAUCUGGCCCAGGACGGAAGGAAUCACCGCAAAGCGGAAACAGACAAGGUGCCUCUUGCCGACAGUGAUGACCCUGCGAUCUCGAGACUCAAACAUGAAGGACAAGAUGGACGCAUGGAAGAAGACUUGAAGUCAAGCGCAUCGUCCGGGACAUGCCCCGAUCUUGACGACCUCGAGUCAUCGCCAGCGCCUAAAACUGCUACUAUCGGCAUCCUGCAGACGACGGUUACCACAGAUGAAGAAGGAACGAUUCCCGAGGCUCGUGACCUUAGUGGCCCAUCUUUGAAAAUGAGGAAAACGCAGGUCGGCGAUGAGGUGAUCCAUCAAGAGAAUUCUUCGGCAGGAGUGAAGGGACUGGAUAUCGGCAGCACGAAUCGUCCUUCCUGGUUCCAGUGGCUCAAAGCCAUUUUCCAUCGCGGUCCUCGACCCUCUUUGGACUCUAACACGACCAAGCUCAAGAAUCUACAUCUCCAUGAGAGCCUUACCAGCUCCAACCCGGCAGACAAGAAGAAGAUGCAAUGCCAGUUCUGCAAUCUUUACUUCGAGGAUAGGGAGAAUUUGCGGAAUCUCGAUAAUGGAUCACCUCCAUGUUCCUAUCACCCGGGUAAGACUUACAUCGAGCACCCUAUGAUCUUCGCCCUUUCCAAUAUGCCUGGUCUUGCUGCCAUGGUAAAGUAUCUUUGGGAUGAGAUUAAGUCUGACCAGUGGAAUAAAACGCCAGGAUGCGCUACUGGCUACCAUUAUGCGAUGGACAAGACCCGAUGUCAUGUCUGUGAGCAGCUCUUCACACCUCGGGAAAACACACGACAGCUAGACGGCCCAUCACCAUGCUCAUAUCACCCAGGCGUCAUGAACGGCUCCAUUGGAGAUUUUAAUGGUGCAGUAGAUUACAGACCGGUCCCCACGAUGUACGAGUCCUCACCGCGGUCCAGAGAGGUCGCGAACGCUCUCUUUCAGAUCGACAAGCUCACGGAGGACCAAGUUCGGGCAGUGCUCCGACAUCUGACGAUCGAAGAUGCUGUGCUGAAUGAGGCACAGUGCUCGCACAUUGCGUGCGUCGUGAACGGCACUCUACACAAGCUGCCUCGCGAAGGUGUCAAUGCGUCGCUUACCUGUAGCACGAACUUGGAUGCCGCCUCUCACUGGGAGAAACACUUUGCGAGCCAUCCUGGCCAUGUCUCCGCUACCUUUAGGAGCAACGCAGUCGCCGACGGAGAGCAGACCGACGAGUCCAUGAAGCAGGUGACGCUGUUUAAAGCUGAAGAGAAGGCUGAGGAGACUGCGCUUGCUGCGACCAACGGCAUGCCUGCAGAUACUAAACCUUCCGUCGGUGAUUUUCCAGAGGCAAAGGGUCUCACAAUCAUCAAUCAAGGGCAGAUGACUCUCCACUAUCACUCGUACCACGAAGCCUCAUCUCUGGCGCAGCAGUCGGCCACAGUGCCUCGCAAGCGCACUUUGGAAAGAAGUGAAGAUGAAGAGUACUCUGAGGCGCUCGCCUCAUUGAUGCAUUGUAACCUAUCUGCUUCAAAUGACCCUAGCAAUCUGGCCACUUCGAAGCGCCGGCGGCUGGAGGCACCUGAGACUGAGAGGGUGGAGCCUCAGGCUCGAAAGCAGCAGGAGGAAGUGAAGCAGGAGAGAGAUGAGCCCAAUCCGAAUGCGAAGAAAGCAUUUUGCAAGAGAUGCGGAGUGGCAUUCAGACUCUCCCAGAACAGUGGUUCCAAGACUCCUUGCAACUUCCAUCCAGGCACACUCAAAAAUCAUCCAAACGGAUUGAAGAGAUGGAGGAAGAAUGGCAUGAGAAAGAAGCCUCUGUACGAGGCUUGGAGCUGUUGCCAUAUGGGCCCCAAAUCAAAGGGAUGCACUCAGGACAAGCACGAGGAGGCUCUCAGUUGA